This is a messenger RNA of Macrobrachium nipponense, 2513 nucleotides long. RefSeq lists its product as uncharacterized. The transcript is spliced from 6 exons. The coding region runs from base 463 to 1587 and encodes 374 amino acids. The record is from RefSeq and is a predicted model, not a curated record. Gene Ontology annotation, molecular function: growth factor activity; cytokine activity. Gene Ontology annotation, cellular component: extracellular region. NCBI's taxonomy places the organism in Eukaryota, Metazoa, Arthropoda, Malacostraca, Decapoda, Palaemonidae.
UUCCUUCUUUCGCAGUGUUUCUCGACAAGGCGAUACGCGACCUCCUCCUCUCUAUUUCGGGGUAUUAAGAUAUCACAAGAUAUUAAGAUAUCAGCUACAGAAGACAGCUGAGUUGAAUUUGAAAAUGACUGAUAUCAAUUGAUUUUCGAUUUUGAAGUGCUUAUAUAAGAUUUUUUUUUUAAAUGAUACAACAGCUGAGAGGAAUUUUAUAUUAAAAACGGCGAUAAUAUGUUGAAAUCCAUGAUAUGAAAAUUGUCGUUGAAUUUUUUCAACAUUUUAGAAAACUACAGUUGAACUAAAGUCUGUUUAUAUUUUAACAAGUUAAAAAGAUCAAAAUAAGUGAAACAAUUCUUUACGCACAAAGCCGAUGGUAGAAAAAUCAGAAGGCGAGUGUGACAUAAAUCAAAGAGGCUUAGAAACAUAGACAGUCGAGACAGAAAACUAGGAAGUAAGAUAAAAGAAAUGAAAAUGUUGCCAAGCAAGCUAAAGACUAGUGGGGACCGAAUGGAAGCUCAUAAUGAUCAUAUUAAACCUGAUCUGAACAUAUUGUGGACUUCAGUUAUUCUUCUUCUGAUCGUCGCAGGAAUCAUGGUCUUUCUUUUGACAUCGAGAAGCAUCUUGAGUGAUCCCUCUCAGCAGUCUCAUCAGAGUGAAGUAAUAUCACUGAAAGGUAGAAACAUAUCCUACACUUACCUCGAAGCGAUUGAUAAUUACUUUACAGAUACAAAAUCGCCCGUCAUCGUUUACACUCCACAAAGUUAUGAAGCUGCUUUCGAGGAACAUCUGUGGUACUUUGGUACCACUGAAAAAACUGGUGGCGAAGUCACCGCUGCAGUUUUCACGCCAAGUAACGUGAAAUAUUUACAGUUGCUUUUGAGAUCAAAACAAACAACGAUCACAGUCACAUACAGCCUGAAUUGCUCCUCUCAAUCUCACAAGGUUAAGGACACAGAAUGUUCUCCCAUGAGGAGAAUGGCGCCACACGACAAAAACACCAUUGUUGCGGAUGUGUCAAACGACGUUCAGCCUUGGUUAAGUGGGGAAUGGAAACUGACCAUUAAAACAGUGAAGUGGAACAAGUUCUACGAAGAAGAGGACAAAAUGCAACCUGCUCUUUGCAUACAGCAUCGGGGAUCGAGAACGGCAGAAGAAAGUCCACUGCAAAACAUUCUUAAAAGUUUCCUGGUCAACAGAAUCAACGAACAGAUAGCCAAGAUUCCCAUCAAAUACCAAGGAGAAGAAGAACGACAACGCAAGAGAAAGCAACGAUCCACGCCACUCGAAUGUCAGAUGUUCAAAUUGGAGAUGAGCCUGAAUGACCUCGGUCUUGCGAAAGUCAUUCUUCCAACACAGGUGUACUUGACCUAUUGUCGGGGUACGUGCCUCAUGUUAGAUGACCCGGAGCUCUUUACCGUCAAUGCUCUCGUCAGGGCCAAAUACACGUUCCUUUUCGGCAACGACAAGGUCCCGUCGCCCGAGUGCGUCCCGACCCACUUCCGACCGCUGCCGUUCUUCGUCCAGCUUGGAGACCAGAUCAGGAGAGUGACUUUCGAAGACCUGGACGCCACGAGAUGCGGCUGUCGAUGACUCCUUCUUCUUCUUUUGAGAUAAGCUGUAUCGUUCGGCUCCUCUCUACUGAUCAACGAAGCUUUUCUUGGAUACUUAAUGUUAAUUUACUACUUGGAAAGCUAAAAGAGUCGAGGGUAAAAUUACGCACUAGUCUGUAAACUGGAGGAAGGAUGUUUCCGAUUUCUACAUAAAUGAACAACGUUUCUAAUCAAUUAUAUGGGACUAUUGCCAGGUAAUAACUUACGUGUCCUCUUGGGGUUAGACUUCAAUCUAUUUCCUUGAAUUUAUGUUUAUUUCCUUCACGUCUUAGCUCAAAGCCUCGUCGUUCUUAUCACCAAGAAAACAGUAAAAUCCAAUAAGUCGACUCGGAUAUAAUGUUAUGACUAAAUUGGAAAUUGUGGAAUUGGAACAGAGCCUUCAAGAUUUUUAUCAGAGGGGCGUAAUUAUCACACUACUAACAAUGUAGCAGAGUAAUUUACUUUUUCUUGAUUUAUAGAAAUCCUUCUACCCUGGUCACUAACUAUACAGAGAUUUGUGUAACUAUGCCGAGCCUUUAAAUUUGAGCACUCGGGCGCGCACACACACACACACACACACACACACACACACACACACACACACACACACAUAUAUAUAUAUAUAUAUAUAUAUAUAUAUAUAUAUAUAUAUAUUCAGAUAUGUUUUCACACUGACUAACUACUUCCCAUCAUAUAUUUUCUUGUAUGGCUCUGAAACGAGGCUUCAUGAAUCAGUUUUUUAUUUUUUAUUUUUUUUUAUUUUUAUUUAUUUAUUUAUUUUUUUUUAAAGCUGAAAUGUCAACGGCAAUUGUGCGAGAGUCUGUUGUAGUAUAUAACUGAACAAGUAUAUAUGAUGCACAUACUGAUGUUCCUAUAUUUAUUGUAACACUGUAAUUACUUCAAAAUAAUAAACUUUAUAUGAACUAA